CAAAGCUACUUAACGGAGUCAUCCAAGUGGGUAAAAAAACUUGGGGUUACACGGAAUCGAUGUAACAAGGGCUCUUCAUAUAACUCUUCCAGUCAGAAAGCCAAGAGGGUGACUCUUAAUUGGAUCACAACUCCGGAAGCCGAGUCAUCAUCGUCACCAUCGAUCGAAGAAGACGACUCCAUGGUGGUCUUGAGGCUCAUAUGCUUCUUACUAGGGUUAUCGUUCUGUUGGAAUUUAGGGCAUGCUCUGAAGCUGCCUUUUCGACCUAACGACGUACUGCCGGUUCUUCCUCGCCAGCUAUCCUGGCCCUUGCUUAAUAAUCUGCACAGUGCUGUCGAUCUGUUGCCUUCUUUCGUUGGAUCCGUCGGCCCGGAUGGCGAAUCCGUUGACUGGAAAGGGACUUGCUUUCAUGGCAACGAAGCUCGACUCGAAUUCAUCCCUCAGAGUGGCAAAAGCGAGUUAGGAGGUGGCAUUCUCCAUGUCAAGACCAGUGCUGCUCACAGCUGGACUUGUAUGGAUCUUUAUGUAUUUGCAACACCCUACAGAGUAACGUGGGAUUACUACUUCUCUGCUCGAGAGCAUACGCUGGCGAUUGAUUCAUGGGAAGAAACUGCUGAGUUGGAAUACGUAAAGCAACAUGGGAUAUCUGUGUUUCUUAUGCCAUCAGGAAUGCUGGGAACUUUGCAAUCUCUGCUUGAUGUCUUGCCUUUGUUUUCAAACACUGGCUGGGGUCAGAGUGCCAACCUAGCCUUUUUAAAGAAGCACAUGGGAGCCUCUUUUGAAAAGCGUUCUCAGCCUUGGCGUGCAACCAUCAACCCAGAGGAUGUUCAUUCUGGUGAUUUCUUAGCAGUCUCAAAGAUCCGUGGUCGUUGGGGUGGAUUUGAAACUUUAGAAAAAUGGGUAACAGGUGCAUUUGCUGGUCAUACAGCAGUUUGCCUGAAGGAUGAAAUGGGCAAUCUUUGGGUUGGUGAAUCAGGGCAUGAGAAUGAGAAGGGAGAGGAAAUUAUAGUAGCGAUUCCAUGGAAUGAAUGGUGGGAACUUGCACUUAAGGAUAGUUCAAACCCCCAUAUUGCUUUGCUUCCACUACAUCCUGACUUGCGUGCAAAGUUUAAUGCCACUGCAGCAUGGGCCUAUGCUCGAAGCAUGUCAGGAAAGCCAUAUGGCUACCAUAACAUGAUAUUCAGUUGGAUUGAUACCAUUGCGGACAAUUAUCCACCACCUCUGGAUUCUCACUUGGUCAUAUCUUUCAUGUCUAUGUGGACCAGAAUACAGCCAUCCUACGCUGCUAACAUGUGGAAUGAAGCCCUAAACAAGCGGCUUGGGACUGAGGAUUUAGACUUGUAUGGGAUUCUUGCUGAGACUGAAAUCCGUGGGAUGACCUUUGAUCAAUUGCUUACCAUACCAGAACAAGAUGAAUGGGUGUAUAGUGAUGGGAAAUCAACCACUUGCGUUGCCUUCAUCCUGGAAAUGUAUAAAGAGGCCGGAAUUUUUGGCCCCAUUUCAAGCUCCAUUCAGGUUACUGAGUUCACUAUUCGUGAUGCGUAUAUGCUCAAGAUAUUUGAAAAUAACAGAACUCGUUUACCAAAGUGGUGUAAUGAUGAGGAUGGGAAGCUUCCAUUCUGCCAGAUACUAGGUGAGUAUCGCAUGGAGUUGCCACAUUACAACACCAUCGAGCCAUAUGCGAACAUGAAUGAGAAGUGCCCUUCUUUACCACCAACAUAUGAGAGGCCUGUAAGUUGCUGAAUAACUUGCUGGUAUUAUUUAUGGUAUUGGGUCCUUCAUAGUCUCUUAGACAUUAUCCACGAGGUUGUUUAACAUAUUCCGUAAGCUAUUGAAGUUCUCUUCUAUAUAAUUAUCACAUGGAUUUGUCACAAUAUUACACCAUCAAUCCAUAUGAGAAGAUGAGUGAUAAGUGUCCUUACCACUGAUAUAUGCGAGGCCUGUAAGCUGCUGAAUAACCAUGUCAUAUUGUCCUGCAAAGUCUCUUGCCAAGGUUGGAUAACAUCAUCCUUGAGCUAUUGACGUUCUCUUUUCUAGAAUUAUACAGUUGAAUGUAAAUAUCUUGCAUGCUA
Magnolia sinica is the source of this 2072-nucleotide messenger RNA. RefSeq lists its product as uncharacterized. The transcript has 7 exons. The record is from RefSeq and is a predicted model, not a curated record. Bases 181 to 1743 code for a protein of 520 amino acids. Lineage: Eukaryota; Viridiplantae; Streptophyta; Magnoliopsida; Magnoliales; Magnoliaceae.